AUCUAGUAUUUUUUUAACUUAUACAAAAUUUUUAUUUACUUUACUCUUUGCGGUAGCCUCUAUGUAUCUUUUCAAUACUUUUUUGAAACGAUCUAUAUGCGUGAAAUUUAGUGCUUGGAUGACUAGAUAAUGUGAAUGCGGCUUAAGAUUUAGGUAUUUAUAGUUUUAUCAAGCUGUAUCGCUGUAUUCUUUUGCCUUUCUAUUGUUCACAAACCAAAGCACAGAUUAGAGAGAAUAUGUCUAAAGAACCAAAGUUUUGUUUGAUUUGAGUAGAGUGAGUUUUGUUAUAAAACAAAGAUGGAUGCCACGGCUACAUCUAGUUCAGAGACCGGUGAUAAAAGACAUUUGGAAAAUGUGUUAUCUGAUACGGAGAUUGCUAGUUUACCCGUUUCGGUCGCGGAAAAGAUCAACGCAUAUAUUGACCAAAAAUUUGAAGAAUAUUUGACGUCAAAAGCACUCCACGAAACACGCAAAUCGCAAAUAGGUGAUAAAAUUGCUAGUUCAGAAGCUACAAUUCUUGAAAUAACUGCAAAGUAUGAAGAUGCAGCAAGAAAAUUGCAAGCAGCAGAUGAAACAACUACAGAGUUGAGUAAACAAAUCGAAACUUUAAAUAAUGAACUUGAGAAAGCCCGUGACAAAAUUGGACGUUUAGAAAAUGAAAUUAUAUCAGUUAAAAGCUCACGAGAUGCUGCUGUUGAUGAAAGAAAUGAUUUAACGCGAAUAUUACAAAGACGUGAUACUGAAAUUGAAAGAUUGACGGCUAAUGAAACCUCGCUGUCGCAGCAGCUGCGUGCAGCUAUCGAUGCAAAAUGUGAAGCAUUAGCAUUAAAUGACGAAAUUCAAAGUAAAGAACUUUCACUUCAAUAUCGCGAGAAAAGAAUAGAACAGGAGAGAGUUUUAUUAAAUUCUCAAAUUGCAAGUCUCACAGAAGAAGUUAAUAGACUUACUUCAGAAUUACAAACACUUAGAUUAAACAAUACAAGCAGAUUGGUAAGUUUAGAAACCCAAUUAUCAGAAAAAAAUGAAGAAUUAAAUGCUGCCAAUGACACUAUUUCUCAAUUAAAUGAAGUUAAAAAGAAUUUAAAUAAUAGAGCCGAAACUUUAACGCAACGCUUAAUGGAACAAAGAGAAAUAGAAAACAGGAUGACAGAAAAUUAUAAAAAGGAGCUUGACGCUAAAACCAAACUGGCAGAUUUGUUUAAAACGAUGCAUGAUGACGCUGAAGCUAAAACUGUAGAAAUGACUGAAGGUAUAGCGGAACUGCAGAAACUGUUGAAUGAAGCAACUGAAAAAUAUGGUGAUCUAGAAACAAAAUACAAACAAGCGGAAGUAGAUCAUGAAGAAUUAAUGGAGAAGAAAAAUGAAAUUAUAGCAUCAUUAAAAAAUGAAUUAGAUCAUGCAAAUGACUUAUUAAAAGCUGCUAAUGCUCAAAAUCUUGACAUGGCAUUAAGCGACUUAGCUCCAUCUGCUGCCACAGCUAGCAAGCUACUUAAAUCGGGGAUGUCAUUAACUCAAAUUUAUUCACAAUUAGUAAAAGUAACAGACGAAUUAGCACAGGAGAAGGAAGAAAACAGGCGUCUUAACAUUACAAUCAAUACAAUUGUUCAGGAAUUAGAGGAAAAGGCACCACUUCUACAAAAACAAAAAUCAGAAUAUGAAGAAGCUUUAGAAAGCAAUACGGCAUUGUCCCAACAAAUAGAUUCAUUAGUGAUUGAAUGUAACAGACUACGAGAUGAUUAUAGUGAAUCUGCAAAGAUUGCUAAUCACUACAGUAGAGAAAAUGGAAAAUUAAAGGGCGAGUUAGCUGAUUUAGGACGACAAGUUUGUUUCUUAUUGAAGGAAAUUGAACAUAGUCGCGGUGGAUCUUUACCAAAUGGAGAUCAUGAUUCAUCACAUACUGCUUCCAAUACUACAAAUUCAUCCGAAGUGAGUACAGCUCGGAUAAUUUCAAAAACAUUAGUUACUUUUACUGAUAUUCAAGAAUUACAAGCUAAUAAUCAAAAACUCUUAAGGAUGGUUCGAGAAUUGACCGAAAAACAAGAGGAACUUGAGCGCCAUAAAGAGCAGUUUGAAAGUGGGGAGAUGCAAAAUAAAAUAGAAUCUUUAAAAAAUAGAGUGACAGAACUGACAGAAGCCCAAGAAAGGCAAACAAAAAUGGUCAAUGGUCUUAUUAGACAACGCGAUAUGUUUAAAAAGUUAUAUCAUGAUCUUAUGAAAGGUAAACGUCAUGAAAUUACAUCUAUAUUGGAAACAGCUGAUAUAGAUAAAGGUGAUUCAUUUACAAUGGAAACAUCACCUGAAAAGUCCAUGAUGAAACCUGCCAAUAUUGAAUCAUCUAAUUGUGAAAUCAAAUUAAAAGAAACUUUGAAACACUUAGAGUUAUUGAAAGAGGAAUACAAAACUUACAAAGAAGAAAAAAUGACUAAUGAAAGAAUGCUAUUUGAACAAAUCGAUAACAUGAGACAAGAAAUUGCAAAGCUUACUGCAGCAAAUAGCAAAUGCGCCUCUACUUCAGAAUACAAUAAUGAACGCCUAAAAAUAUUGCAAACAAAUAUAGCAACUUAUAAAAAACAAAUAAAUUCACUAGAAGACAAGAAUAAAGCUUAUAAUGCUACUAUUGCUAAACAUGAAGUUUCUUUGCAACAUUUAAGAGAUGAAGCUCUUAAUGCGCAAAGUAAACUUGCUGCUGCAGAAAUUCAAGUGGAAAACUUAAAAUUGGAAUGUAAAUUGCUUAAAGAUGCUGAAUUACGGCUUCAAACUGAGAAAGAAAUUUUGAAUAGGGAAAGACAAGGGCAGUCUUUAUUAUUAAAAAAUUUAGAAUUAAUAAAAGCUAGUUUAGAACGCGUAGAAGCAGAAAAUCGCGCUAAAAUAGAAUCCAGACUUGAUGAAGCGACCAGAGAAUGUUCAGCAUUAAGAAGGAGAUUACAAGAAGAACAAGAUAGAUUUAGAGAACUAGCAGCUCAUUUAGAACGACAGACUGAUACAGCAAAGCUGCGCAUGCAAGAAGAAAAAGAUGCAGCUGAUUUAAUGAGAAAGGAAGUAGCUGAAUUGCGCCAAGAUUUGUUAGAAAAAAAUAAAGCCAACGAAGAACUUGCUAAAAAAUUAAAAGUAGCUCUUGCCCCCAAUACAGAUGGAUCAUUUGAUACUAUAAAAAAAAUUAAGGAAUUAGAAAACAAAUUAUCUGAUCGGAAUAGUGAAAUUCAAUCUUUGCAAGAACAAUUGAAAGUGACUAAAGAACACGUAAAACAAUAUUGUGAUAUAUCAGAGGGUGCUGAAAAAGAAUUAAAAAAUCUAAACACUGAAUAUGAAAUAUAUAAACGUGAAUCAGAACAAAAGUUAACUGAUUACAUACAGAAAUUACAACAUCUUGAAGAUAAGUGUUCAGAGUUAGAAACCGAGCUUUCUCUACAUGCAAAUGGAGAUCAUUCUAAUAGUAAUAGUACGUUAAGGAAUGAAUUAUUAAAUGUUAAAGAAGAGUUGAAGCUUGCUUUAGUAAAUUUCGAUAAUUGUCGCUUAGAACUUGAAACAGCUCGUAUUGAAAUUACAAAGUUAUCUGAAUCGGUACAAAAGGCUGAAGAAAAAUAUAAUCAUGAGAUGAUCUUACAUUCAAAUGACAUACAAACUUUGUCGCAAGUUAAAGAAGAACUAUCAAAAGCACAAAAUCAAUUAAACGAAUUAGUUGCAUUAAAGAAUAGUGCUGUAGAAAAGAUGGAAUCUGAGAAAAAUGCUUGGGCUGAAAGACAAGCAAUAUUAAUUAAAGAAAAUGAACAGUUAACACAGCGUUUAAAAGAUUUGAAUGAUCAGAAUUCAUUGUUGCAUGAUCAAAUUCAAGCCCUUGGUACUCAGUUAUCAGUGAGCCAUGCAUCUAAAUCGCACUCAGAAAGUUUGAAUGAGUCAAAUGCUAAUGAUUCAAUAAAUAUAUCUGUUAGUGAAGAUGACGGUAAAUCAUCUGAACAGUUAUUCCAAAUUGUGAAAUUCUUAAGAAAAGAGAAGGAUAUUGCUAUGGCGAAGUUUGAUAUUUUACAAGCUGAAACUAUGAGACUCAAAUCGCAGUUAGAAAUCGCUGAAAAACAACUUGAUGAUUCUAAACUUGCUUUAGCAGCUGAAAGAGAACGCUCAGAAGUGACCAUGGUAACUGUCAAUAAACAGUCUGAUAUCUUAAGAAAAGUAGAGACACUAAAUGCCUUAACGGACAGCAAUAGAAUCUUAAGAGAAGAACGUGAUAUUUUAUCAGUACGCGUUGAAGAACUUAGUGCCUCAAUUAAAUUAAUGGAGGAACAAUUAACCCCAUUACAAGAAAGAAUUUCAGAUGUAACAUCUAAAAAUGAAACUUUACAGUCUGAAAAUAUUGCAUUGAAAGCAGAUUGUGCUCGGUGGAGAACUAGAGUCAAUGCCCUAGUAGAACGUGCUAAUAAAACUAGUCCAGAAGAUUGGAAACGGCUUCAGAAUGAAAGAGAAACUUUAGCUAAAAUGUUAACUAAUGAAAAAGAAACUAUUAGAAAACUCAAUGAAGACUUAGGUUCAAUUAAAGUGGAAAAGACAAAGUUGGAAGAGCAAUAUACAUUGUUGUCACGUCAGCAAAACACACUUAUGGAGGAAAAUACUAAACAGACUGAGGAAUUGCAAGUUCUCAAAGAUGAUAUGGCACGUUUAACUGAAGAAGUGUCAAAACUUAAAUCUGAACUUGCUUCUGCAAAUGAAAGUAUUACUAAGCUAACUGAUGACCUGACUAAUAAAGAAUCUACUUUAACUGAUAUUAGAAAUAAAGAAAUGCAAAUUAGAAAAAUAGCUAAAAAAUAUAAAGCCCAGUAUGAAGAACUAGUAAAAACUACCGAAGAAGAAAAAAAGAAGAUUGAAGGACAAGCUGCUGCUGCCGAUACUGCAUUAGCUGAGAGCACGAAAAAAUUAGAGGAGCAGCUAAAUGAACUUCAAAGCCAACUGGAAACAGAAAAAUCUAAUAACGAAAAGUUGCAACAAGAACUUGAAACUCUUAGAACAGCUAAUUUGGAUAAGGAAGAAAAAGCGAAGCAAGUAUUAAAACAAGCAAAAAGUAAAAUUGUCCAAUUAACUGAACUAAAAAAUUCAUUAAGCCGAGAGCUUGACGAAUCACGUUCAAAAAUUGGAGCGAUUGAACAAGUAGCACAAAGUACACGCGAUGAACAAGACGUUAGAUUAGCACUUAUAAAGUCACAAUAUGAGGGUCGUCUGUCUAGACUGGAAAAAGAACGCGGAGAAGCCCAAGCAGAGAAAUCUAGAGAAGUUGAAGCAUUAAUGCAAAAAGUUACUAUGCUUCAAAGACAACUGGCUAGUCAAGUUUCAGCAUCGAAACAGCAAGUGACUACUGAGAAAACUACUACGGAUCCUCCUACGGCUAACAUAAAACCUAUGGCUGGAGUAGCUCAACAGAGCGUCUCAGCGAGCCGGCGUGGAGGCGAGACACCGCUAGCGUCAAUACGACCGAUGGCGCAGGUGGGCCCUACGGCGCCACACGACGCACACAGCACCGAAUAUAUGCCAGCCUCAUCUUCGCGACCGCUACCUCGCACCGCACUCGCGGCGUCUGCCGGCUCCGCUGUUCCUUCUGCAUCAUCUGCAACCACCGCACCGCCUCCAGAAUCCACUCAGGAUAUGGAUACGAGUGAAGCAGGCAUGGGUAGUUCCGGUGCUAGUGACAAUAGUGCCCAAUCUUCAUCACAUUCUCAGGCACCACAACAGGCUGUAGCUUUAGUGAUGCCACGCAUUGAACAGCCGAGCGGGGCCAGUUCGGGUGGUGUUGGAGUGUCUGCUGCCAGUUCCGUUGUAGCACCCAGCAUCACGAGUGCGGCGUCUCCAGUCACCUCUGCACCUUCGCUAGCUGGCGCAUCAAGCGGCGAGAGAGCGCAGAGCUCGGCCGCAAGCGGCGCGGCGCUGGUGUCGGGCGGUGUCAGCACGUCGCAGCCGCCGUCGGACGCGCGGCCCGCCAAGCGCCGCCUGCAGCCGCGCCCGCUCGCCGCCAAGAGGACUCGCGUGCAGGGAUUUGAAAGAUCUGUAGAAGUGGAAUAUCAGGUGCCAACAUCGUCCCGUUGCGAUCAAGAUGAUGAAGGCGUCAUUGUUGUCGAUUCUGAAGAAGACGACGAAAGAUGUUCUGGCACUAUGUAUAGGGAAGGUGAGGAAGAUGAAGAAGACAUGGAUGAAGAACAGGAAGUUGAAGGAGGGGAGGAAGAAGAGGAAGCGGAAGGAGAAGACGGAGAUAAUGCUGCACGACAAGAGUCACCGGCGCAGUCACCGGAGGCCGGCGAGGAGGGCGAAGAAGGCGAUGAAGGUGAAGAGAGCGAAGGGGGCGCGAGCGGGGCGCGGGAGGCGGGCGAGGCGCGCGAGGCCGACAGCGAGCCCGCGCCCGCGCACCAGCAGAUCGAGGCCAUCAGCAGUGGAACAGAACCAAGUGGAGCCCUGUCUUUAGGCGGCAAUGGAGGCGACGAUGGCGACGACAGCAUAGUUCCAUCUACUCCUACACUGUACGUCCCGAGGCGAAAUGACGGGUUUGGAGAGGCGGUGGUGUCGCCGGUGGGCGCGGGCGGCGGCGCGGGCGCGGGCGCGGCGGGCGGCGCGCGCUUCACGUUCGCGGAGGCGCCGGGCGCCGCCGCGCACCACGACACGCACCCCGACCUGGCCGCCGCGCUGCCGCCCGCCGCGCCCGCCCAGCACGCCCAGCACGCCCAGCACUCCCAGCACGCCGCGCCUCACGCUUCUCACCCGCACACUGACUCGCGUAACGAAGGAGUUGAAAGUCGCGACUGGGAAGAAUCGCGUGCUGAAGAAGAGACUACAGCGGUCAGCUCGCAGGGAAGCGAACCUUCUUCUCCACAGCAUGGGAUAGCGUGGGAGGGUCGCGAGGCAGAGGCGAGCGCGCCAGCGGGCAGCGCGGCGGCGGGCCGCCGAGCGCCGCCCGCGUCGCCCGCCCCCGCCCCCGCACCCGCACCCGCACCCGCACCCGCACCCGCGCCCACGCCCACGCCGCCCCAGCGCUGGAUGCGCGCCGCAGAUAGUGAAAGCGGAGCACGAGGUCGUGGAAUGCGAUCGAGAGGGCGUCCAUCACGAAGGUCUCAUAAUUAUCACAUGAGGUAUUAAAUGUUGCCGUAAAUUAGAGUUCUUUCGUGUAAUCGAUUAUAAUAUUAUAUAGUAUAAAAUAUAGACUGGAUUUUUUGUUAAUUGUGGUGUUGCAUUUUAGUUCAUAUGUAUAAAUUGCUUCUUGAAUAAAUAUUGAUUUAGAACCAGAUAACAAAUUUGUAUCAUCUAUCUUUGACAUAUUGAUAUUAUAGUGAUUUUUGUUUUAUAAAUGGUAUUGAAUGCAAUUGUCAAUGUUUAGUGUAGGGAAGCCAAAUUAUAAUUCAACUAUAUCAAUACCUACAUUUCCAAAUUUACUGAUACAAUAUUAUAAUAGUACCUAGUUAUUAGCAAUAAGAAACUUGAAUUAGAAAUAAUAACUCUCAUAAUCCAAUUUCAAAUUAUACUACAUCGUCUGUUAUUACAACAGUUAGUACGUUCAUACAAUUAUUAUGUGCUCAUUUGUAGAAUAAGUGUUUUCUUAUGAUUUCAUUACUUAUAUUAACAAAAAAAUACAUUUCCAUACUUUUUUGUCAGAAUUACAAAACAUAGAAAUAAAAAAAAUUGUCAACUA
Molecule: messenger RNA, 7657 nt
Organism: Galleria mellonella (greater wax moth)
Lineage: Eukaryota; Metazoa; Arthropoda; Insecta; Lepidoptera; Pyralidae
Product: nucleoprotein TPR-like
Exons: 14
Coding region: 298-7107 (2269 amino acids)
Biological process (GO): mRNA export from nucleus; protein import into nucleus
Cellular component (GO): nuclear pore
Molecular function (GO): structural constituent of nuclear pore
Source: RefSeq, a predicted model, not a curated record